This is a messenger RNA of Vidua chalybeata, 3165 nucleotides long. RefSeq names its product vacuolar protein sorting 36 homolog (gene VPS36). Gene Ontology annotation, molecular function: ubiquitin binding; phosphatidylinositol-3-phosphate binding. Gene Ontology annotation, biological process: protein transport to vacuole involved in ubiquitin-dependent protein catabolic process via the multivesicular body sorting pathway. The record is from RefSeq and is a predicted model, not a curated record. Lineage: Eukaryota; Metazoa; Chordata; Aves; Passeriformes; Viduidae. The coding region runs from base 1 to 1503 and encodes 500 amino acids. Gene Ontology annotation, cellular component: ESCRT II complex; late endosome membrane. The transcript has 14 exons.
AUGGCCGCCGCGCAACGAGCGUUUGAAUCGCCCGGCGCCGCCCCGAUUGGCCCGGCCGCGGGGCUUGAACUGGCCAAUGGCGGGCGGCGCUGCCCUCCCGCCGCGCCCCAGGGGAGAACAUGGCGGCCGCUCCCCGGGCCGCCGCUAGAGGGCGCGGGUCAGCCGCACACGGUCCCUGCACGCCCAGCGGUCGCGGCCCGGUGCGGGAGGGGAAGGGCGGCCAUGGACAGGUUCUCGUGGACCACCGGGCUGCUGGAGCUGGGAGAGACGCUGGUAGUCCAGCAGCGGGGCGUGCGCCUCAGCGACGGGGAGGAGAAGGUGAAAUUCGAUAGUGGAGUUUUACUGCUGAGCACACACAGACUGAUCUGGAGGGACCACAAGAAUCAUGAGUGCUGCAUUGCUGUACCUCUGUCUCAGAUUGUAUUUAUUGAAGAGCAAGCAGCUGGGAUAGGAAAGAGUGCUAAAAUAGUGGUUCAUCUUCAUCCUGCUUCUUCAAACAAAGAGCCUGGUCCAUUCCAAAGCAGCAAAUACUCGUAUGUCAAGCUUUCUUUCAAAGAACACGGGCAGAUUGAGUUCUACAGACGAUUAUCAGAAGAAAUCACACAAAGGAGAUGGGAGAGCAUGCCCACUGGUCAGGCCAUGCAAGUUAACAAGGAUUCACAGGCAGGAAGAAUAAGGGCCGUAGGAAUUGUAGGUAUUGAAAGGAAAUUAGAAGAAAAAAGAAAAGAGACUGACAAAAACAUUUCCGAGGCUUUUGAGGACCUUAGCAAACUAAUGGAGAAGGCUAAGGAAAUGGUGGAAUUAUCCAAGUCAAUAGCUAACAAGAUUAAAGAAAAACAAGGUGACAUCACUGAGGAUGAGACCAUUAGAUUCAAGUCCUACCUACUGAGUAUGGGUAUAGCUAAUCCAGUUACGAGGGAAACAUAUGGAUCUGGUACACAGUACCACAUGCAACUGGCAAAGCAACUGGCUGGAAUCCUGCAGACACCCUUAGAGGAGCGAGGGGGGAUCAUGUCUCUGACGGAAGUGUACUGUCUGGUGAAUCGUGCUCGAGGGCUAGAGUUGCUGUCACCAGAAGAUUUAGUAAAUGCUUGUAAAAUGCUGGAAUCACUGAAAUUACCACUAAGGCUUCGGAUAUUUGAUAGUGGUGUGAUGGUGAUUGAACUCCAGUCUCAUAACGAAGAGGAAAUGGUAGCUGCUGCUUUAGAGACAGUAUCCGAAAAGGGUUCUCUCACAGCUGAUGAGUUUGCUAAGCUGGUGGGGAUGUCUGUUCUCUUAGCCAAAGAAAGGUUUUAUUUGAUGUGCUGUGUAGUUUCUCAUUUCAAGAGAAGAUUCCACAUCAAUGAAAGUGGAGAGAAUAUCACUGUAGAGUGCUGUGAGGGUCAGCGCCCGGAAGCCAGGUUACUGCAUACUCCAAUUCCAGUUUGCCUGUGUCUGGAGCAACAAAGCAGACAGAUGUAUCCAGUGAUAAGAAGCAUGACUCUGGUGUGUACUGAGGUAUAAGGAGCAAACUAGUGUAGAAUAACCCCUUCUCCCAGAAGUGAUGAACAGUUUUCUAAGGGAGGAUCUUGGGGUUCUAGAAUUUGAGACAGAAAGAACCUGCUGCUAGAGAUAUUACUGUAUGUCAGGCUAUUCUAGAAAUUACCGUGUUUCUUUUGUUGUGUCUUACACUAAUAUCUCAGAUAGAAGCAUUGUUAGCACAGACUUCCUCCCUUCUCUUUCCUUGCCAUCUUCCUUCCUGUCCAUUUAUGUUGCACUUUGGGUGCCCUUUCUCUGUCCUCUCUGUAGCAGAGUGGAGCAGCCUCCUGUCACUUUACCAGACUCUGCUUUAAUGUGCUUGUAUUUUAUCUUGUACUUCUAACAAAAGUUAAUAAUUUGUUUGUUUCAUCAACCUAUUACCUGUUCUGGGGAAACAGUUCAUUUGCUUACCUCUCAUAUGUGAAAAUUAAUAUGUUUUCUAUAUUGAAGGGAGGAAGAAGACUAUCACCCUGUGUUUAAUAAUCACAAAGUAUCAUUGUUUGGUAUUCCUCACCCUGUGUUCACACUGAAUGCGAUAUAAUAGCCUCAGUUUUCAUAACUCCAGUGGAGUUGCUACACUACUUGAAGAUCUGUCAUGAUAAUAACAGUUAAGUGGAUUUUUCUGAUCCACAUUACCUAAAUUUUUGGCAUUUUGAAGUGAUUAUUUUUAAUAAAUAAAGUUAAUUCAAGGUAUUGGCAAGGACAGUAUACAGGUGACUGCAUUGUGGUUGUGAUGGCUGGAUCAACUUUACAAGAAAGCACCAAAAGGCUUUUAACAUGAGCCUGAAGAUAUUUUCAGAACUAUUUCAGUGUUACCAUAGCAUGAGUUAAGAGCCUGCCAAUAGUUCAGUGCAGAGAUUCCUACAGUGAUCAUGCCUGUGGCUUGUCCUUUAUAUCCAGGGAAUUGUGUCCUCUUACUCUUGUCACAAGCAAACUUUCAUGUAGUGCUUUCUUUAAGGCAGCUUUCCUCUGCUCCAUGAGGGCGCUAAAAGUGAUGUCUUUGACAUGGCUGAAGGAACCACUUCCACACUAUUAUUACUGUGUCAGUCACCUGGUGUCAUCUCUUCAGGAGCCUUACAGCUUGCUGCUUUCCUUCAUCCUCCCCACAAGCCAAAGGAGAGAUCCAUGCAAAGUACACUGAGCACCACAUAUCUAAGGAGGGACUGAAAAGUGAGACAUUUGGAAGCAAAAAGCUGUUUUGUGACAACUGUCUCUUUUGCCCAAUAAAAGCCUGUCAUGGAAGGCCAGUGGUUUAUGGGCCUGAAUGUCUCCCCACAAGGGGGCACGUCAACAAAACCUGAGAGGAAAUGCCAAGUGUUCAAUGCCAGCCUCUGUCCUCCAACCCCGAGUGUUUCAUUAUCUUACUUAAGCAAUAAUAAUGCAGCCUGUUUAGAAUAAUGGUACCUUCUCAAGCUUUGCUUUUCCACGAUUUUUCCUUGACUUUGUUUUUCCUCCAGACAAAAAGGCUAUAGGGUAAAUUGUAUUGCUGGUUUAGAAUUUAAACAGACAAAUGAGAAAAUGGCUACUAGAAUGUAAGAAAAAUUAAAACAUUUUCUUAUAUAGAUUGUUCUGUUGAUAUUUUUUUUCCUUAUAAAUGUUUAAAAUGCUUUAAAAUGCUUUACACAUUAAAAUCUUGUGGUUCCAUGA